This is a messenger RNA of Mucor mucedo, 1374 nucleotides long. RefSeq lists its product as uncharacterized. Bases 251 to 1297 code for a protein of 348 amino acids. Lineage: Eukaryota; Fungi; Mucoromycota; Mucoromycetes; Mucorales; Mucoraceae. The record is from RefSeq and is a predicted model, not a curated record. The transcript has a single exon.
CUCUUUUUUUUUUACUACAAAUACCAAAUCAUUAUUUUUAAAAACUCUUUUUUUCUUUUUUCUCUUUAAUUAUUCUUAAAAAAAACCCUUCUCUUCAGCGUUCCGCUUAUUUCUCUUUUUUAACCGCCCUUUCCUUUCCUUACUCAAUCCCUACAUAACCUUUUUCUUCUUAGGGACGCUGUUUCAUAAAAAAAUAAUUCAACCUCCAAAACUUAUCAGCACGCACAUCACAAACAACUAAAAACUAUCAAUGCACCUUCAAUCUCUCUCUUUAGCCACACUUGGCCUCCUUUUCCUCAGCACUGGACAAUUUGUCAGUGCUGCCCUUAACACCGUCAAUGACAUUGCUGUUGUUCACGGUGGCGAGGAAUAUUCAGCAUCCUAUCUUGCUGCCUUUGAUGCAGAUGACGCUGAAGAAGUUGAUUUCGACUUGUCUGAAGAAAUCGAUGUCGAAUCCCACAUUUUGACUAAGCGUGCUACUGACUGCUCAAAGUACCAUACUGUCUCUGGUAGCGAUACCUGUGUCAAGAUCGCAAAGAAGUACGGUAUCACCUUAAACAACGUUUAUGACUGGAAUCCUCAAAUCAAGAAUGGCUGUCCUAACCUCAACAACGGUAAGAAGUACUGUGUCAAGAAGAGCUCUUCCAGCGUUAAAAAGUUGGCUGCCAAGAAGAAGACCACUACCAAGAAGAAGACCACCAAAAAGACCACCAAGAAGACUACCAAAAAAUCUACCUCUACCAAGGAAACCCGUAAGAAGUUACAGUCCAAGUCUGCUUUUACUUACUACUGGAUUGCUCAACCCAGUGACUAUAAGGGUGGUAAGGCUGUUACUGUCAGAACCUGUAACGGUGCCUCUAUUGGUUCCGUUCCUGAAAACUAUGCCGAUGCCCUCGUUAUGGAAGGUACUGGUGUUGUUGGCUCCAAGAUUGUUAACCUCGGUGGCUGUACCUGUACUGGAUACAAGUGUUUCGAAUUGGUUGACAAGAAGAGUGAUCCUUAUGGUUUGACCUCUUUCGGUACUGCUCUUAAGCCUUACAUCACAAUUGCCUCCAAUGAUAUCAAGAAGAACACCAAGAUUUACGUCCCUGCUCUCGUCGGCUGGAAGGUUCCUGGUUCCAGCAAGACCCACAAUGGUUGUUUAUUAGUUGAUGAUCAAUCUUGGAGUUUCAAUGGAAAGCACAUUGAUUUCUAUGUUUACUCCAUGGAUAACUACGAGAAAUUGGACAAAGCUCACCGUACUACCAGUGUUGACAUUUACCAAGGUGGUUCUUGUAAGCUCCUCAACUACAUGUAGUUUCUCUUUCUUUUUUCUUUUUUUAUAUAUAUAUAUAAUAAAUAAAUAAAUAAAAAAUAAAUAUGCUACAUUUGUAA